CCCGUUCCGGCCCCGCCGCCAUGGAGCCCGUGGGCUCCUGGGGCCCCGCAGAGGUGGCCGCCUGGCUCCGAGGGCUGGAUGCAGCGGUGCAGGGGUACCCCUUCGAGGCCUGGGAGCUGGCAGGGCCUGACCUGCUGGGGCUGGAUGUGGAGGUCCUGGAGGCACUGGGUGUGUGGCCCCUGGGGCACCAGGAGCUGCUGCUGGAGGCCGUGGAGCAGCUCCGUGAGCUGGAUGCAGGGCUGGCGAGCACCAGCCUGAGGACCCUGACAGAGAGGCUGCAGGAGCUGGCACAGGGCAUCCAGAGCCUGGUGCUGGGGGGGCUGUCAGCAGGGGAUGCCCCCCAGCUGCCCUCCCUCGCCCUCCUGGCCCGAGUCAUCGACCUGGUCGGGGCUGCCAAGGGACUAUUCUCCUGGCUCAACAGGUACCUCUUCUCCACCCUCAAUGACUUCUCAGCCAGCCAGGACAUCGUCCUGCUGUGUGCCCAGCUGGCAGAGACGCUGCAGGCGGAUUGUCCCGUGGCUGAGAGGGACAGCCAGAUCCUGCGGAUUUGCCAGCACAUCGUGGGCAUCUGCGAGAGCAUCGUGGGCUGCAGCCCCCCGGCGCUGCUGGACCGCAGGGCUGUGCUGCAGCAGGUGGGGCUGGUGCUGCCCUCCGGCCCAAGGGGCAGCCCCCCGAGGUCCCCCAGCACCCCAUUGCUGCCCACAGGCCUGUGGCAGAGCCCCCCAACAUCCCCUGACUCGCCAACGCUGCCCCUCAGCCCAUGGGGGAGCCCCCCAGUGUCCCCUGACACCUUGGUGCCACCCUCUGACCCCCUGACACUCAUCACCACCCCACUGGGCUUUGAGAUCACCUCCACCAGCUCCUGCCUGCACUUCGUGUCUGCCACCACCUCAGAGGACUGGGCACCCCACUCCCACCCUGCCUCUGCCCAGGCCCUGGCUGCCCACGGGGGGCACAUCCUGCCCGGGGACGAGAUCGUGCAGGUCAAUGAGCAGGUCGUGGUGGGUUGGACGCGCAUCAACCUGGAGAAGAAGCUGCUGGAGAAGGCAAACGAGGUGACGCUGGUGCUGAAGAAGAUCCCCCUUGACCUGCACGGCUCACCCCCCUCUCCCAGACAGCGGCUCCCGGGAGCAUUUUCGGAUGCUGCAGAUUCCCCCGGCACCAGGAGUGGCGACUGCCCAGGCAGCCCCGUGUCCCUGACCUCCAGCGCCGGUGCCGACUUGGACUCCGGGCCGGACUCAGCGCCGGAUCCCGUCACUGACGAAGAGGAGGAAGAGGACGAGCAGGACCUGAGGCUGCCCGGGGCGGCCGUGGAGGAGCUGCCGGGACUGUCAGGACGGGGCGCUGCAGAGGAGGAGGAGUGGGAGAGCGGCACCCCCUUGGACACCCCUUUGGACACCCCCCUGGGCACCCCACCGGGCAACCCAAACUCUCUGGACACCUCUGCUGCCACCAGACCCUGCAGCACAGAGCUGAGCCCCACGGCAGCCCCCACCACGGGGGCUGGGGGUGCAGAGCCCUGCCAGCUCCCUGGGGAGGGCAGCCCCCAGACAGGACGCAGACCAAAAGGAGUGGCGACCAGGCUGAGCCGCCGGCGGGUCUCGUGCCGGGACCUGGGCCGGGUGGACUGCGAUGGGUGGCUCCUCAAGAAGAAGGACCACGUGGGCUUCAUGGCCCAGAAGUGGAAGCGGUGCUGGUUCGUGCUGAAGGGCCACACGCUCUACUGGUACAACCACCCCAACGAUGAGAAGGCUGCAGGACUCAUCAACGUGGCCACCUACGACCUGGAGAGCACGAGGGAGCAGAAGAAGAAAUAUGUGUUCCAGCUGUGCCACCAGAAGUACAAGCCCUUUGUCUUCGCUGCCGAAACCUUGGCUGACCUGAGCAUGUGGGUCAGUCGGCUCAUAACAGCCAAAACAAAGUACACACUCGCCCACCAGUCGGUCCCAGACAAGGAGGAAGACUGCUACAGCGAGACGGAGGCUGAGGACCCUGAUGACGAGUCCCCCAGGCACGGAUGUGACUCGCCGAGGAAGAGGCUGCAGAGCCCCCAGGAGAAAGCCCAGCUCUCCCCGGCCAGCGGCGAGUCCAGCAGCCCCCAGGGCAGCCCCCGGCCCUGCUCCCCCAUGGACCCCGCCGGGGAGGACCUGGAGAGCCUGAUGCGGUGCCUGAAGCAGGGGGGGGUGUCCCUCAUCGGGCAGCGGCGGUUCCUGACGCAGGAGCAUCAGAAGAGCAAGUUCUUGGAGACUGACUGGAAAACACCCACAUUGUCCAUGAAGUCCCAGAGCCGCGUCAGUCGCUGUCCGAGUGUGGCCGACAGUGGGGAUGGGGGCAUUGGGACCUCCUGCUCGGACAGCACGGAAGAUUUUUGCAAUUCCAGUAACGGUUCCUCAUUCCACCCCAUCAAAACCCAGGUGACCAUUCCAACAGCCCACGUUAUGCCUUCCACGCUGGGUGCCUCACCCUCCAAGCUGUGCUCUGCAGGAGACCAGGGCUGUUCCCAGCACACUUCAAAGGCUGCUGUGCCAGGAUCUGCCUCUGAACACUCAGGGCUCACGAGGAACGGGGAUUUUAACUCUGGGAAGUCAUCUCAGGUGCCACCCAGGGAUCUCCUGCGGCUCUACGGGACUUCAGGGGAAAAUGGCUUUGAGCAACCCUGGCCUCCUGCUGCUGAUCCCAUGAGAACAGAAGACCCUUGGAAGUUUGACACCCCUGCCAUGGAGCGCACCCUGAACCAGUCUCUCUUUCUGGACAGUUUGUGUGCUGACCCUCAGCACAGGUUCCAGAAGCUCAGUCCAAACCCUGAGGCAGGGAAGGAUCGUUUUAAGGUGCUGCCAGAGAGCAAACAAGGGGCAGGGCCCAACGGGGUCUGUGAGCCCCGGGACGGGACGUGGCCGAGCGGGAGCAGAGCGAUGCCAACGGGACUCCAGGCCAACAAUUUCUUCUCAAAACCUGUAGUGACUCCUCCAUCCCGAGCAUGGGUGCCAGAAGGAUGCACCCUCCAUCCACACAAGGGGGUCUGUGAGCUCAAUGCUUGGAAACAGCAGCUGGACAAAGUGCGACUGCAGGUGGAGCAGAUGCAGUUACAAAAUGGAGGCACCUGCCCCCAUUCCUCGAUGUACUCUCCAUCACUGCCUCCACCUGAUCCAGCCCAGUGGAUCAAUAUCCUGAACUCCAAUGAAAACCUACUCAAGGAGAAAGAGCUCCUCAUUGACAGACAAAGGCAGCACAUAUCCCAGUUGGAGCAGAAGGUCCGGGAAAGUGAGCUGCAGGUUCACAGUGCCCUGCUGGGCUGUCCAGCAUCCUAUGGAGAUGUCUACAUGCUUAGAAUGCAGGAGCUGCAGAGGGAGAACACAUUCCUUCGAGCACAGUUCACAGAGAAGACUGAGUCCCUCAGUAAGGAGAACAUUGAGCUGGAGAGGAAGCUGGCUGCUGCAGAGGUGGAUGUGAAGCUGGCCCGGGAGUCGCUGAAGGAAGCUGUGCAGAAACAUGCAGAGGAGUUAAAGAAACAGGAAGAAAGGGUAAAGGGAAGAGACAAACACAUUAGUAACCUUAAAAAGAAAUGCCAGAAGGAAUCUGAACAGAGCAGAGAGAGACAGCAGAGAAUUGAGACCCUGGAACGAUACCUGGCUGAUCUGCCCACCCUUGAGGAGCACCAGAAACAGAGUCAGAAGCUGAAGGAUUCUGAACUGAAGAGCACUGCUCUGCAGGAAACAGUGCUGGCACUGGAAACAGAGCUUGGAGACAUCCAGGCUGCUCUCAGGGAGCAAGAGAUGCAGCUGGAAACCCAAAAACACAAGGAGAUGGAGCUUCUUUCCACUGUACGCAGCUUGCAGGAUAAGCUGCAGCAGUGUGUAAAGAAUGCAGAGAGAGGACCCACUGCCCAGGAUGGGGAGAGAAAGAAAAUGGAACAUGACUCUCUGAAGAAAGAAUGCGACUGCCUCAAGAAGAUCGUGGACAAAAAGCAGAAGAAGAUGGAGCAGUUAUCCUUGCAAGUAAAGAACCUGGAAGAACAGGUGGCUCAGGAAGAGGGGACAAGCCAAGCUCUGAAAGAGGAGGCGAUGAGAAGGGAAAACGCACUGCAGCAGCUCCGGGCUGCUGUGAAAGAGCUCUCUGUGCAGAACCAGGAUCUGAUCGAGAAGAACCUGACGCUGCAGGAGCGGCUCCGCCAGGCCGAGCUGACAGCCCAGCCCCUGCCCCCUGACACAGCCCGCCUCACCCAGGAGCUGCACGGGGAGCUGGCCAUCUGUCUGCAGGAUUUACAGUCUGUCUACAGCAUUGUCACUCAGAGGGCUCAGGGCAAGGACCCCAACCUCUCUCUGCUCCUGGGCAUUCACUCUGUGCAACACCCUGUGAAGGAGAAGGAAGACUUGCUGAGCCCUGAUGGACUUGCAAAGAAAGUGGUGGAGGUAAAACAGCUUCACAAAGAGGUGGAGGAGUUAAGGACUGCGAUAUCUGACAGAUAUGCUCAGGAUAUGGGAGACAACUGCAUCACCCAGUAAAGAGCACUCCCCAAAGUAAGACAGGAAAUGAAGACUUGAAACCCUCAGGAGUCUUGAGCUCCUACAACCCUAAACCUAUUCAGCACUUUACCAUCCCUCUGCUCGGGUACCAGAGAUGUGACUUAUCUGAUCUGUGAGGGAUCAGGGGGUUUGUUGCCAGAAGUGUUCAGCUGCUGACUGGAAUCGUUCAGGGCUUUGGUGUUGGGCUUUGCAGUAGCUUUGAUCUUGUGGAAUGUGUUUUAUGCUGUGUUUGCUGGAGCUGGUGUGGUCUCUGACGCUGGGAGGCUGAAUUCUGACUUGCCUUCCAGGCAUGUCAAAUGCUGAACAUGCAAAUGUGACAGUUGAAAUCAUCACUAAAAGGAAAUGUAUGCCCUGGUAUUUCUGAUAACUUCCCUGUGCAGGUCCUGUGUGACUUGUGAGACCAGAGGAUUCUUGGAGUGUUCAGAGGAUACCUGGAUUUCGUAGGCAGGCAGGUGUGCCAGGUAUAUUGCUGGUAUUUACACUGAGGUGCUACUGGCUUGGAUUUAUGGAGCAGGACCUGCUUUCCUCAGGUAAAUGCAACCAGAGUCUUUCAGUAGCCAGCAUGAGUUGGAAAUCAAAGCAACACUAAAAGACUCUGGAAACGCUCCCCCUGGGCACUGUUACCCCAGAAGCCUUAAGCCUUUUGUCCCCCCCAAAAUAGCACUGGGAGCUGGGUGUGAUUCAGACUGUGGAGGAAAUGGCUUGAUGCUGAAGUGCCUUAAUGUGCUGGAGAAACCCUCUGCCCCCACUGUGCUUCGUGCCUAAUGCAUCUGCUGGCAGGUGAGGAGCUGCUGUUCCUUCUCACAGCCUUUCAGAGCCAUCCCAAACAAUCCUGGGAGGCCCUGAAUGUCUGUGGCCCCUGCCAGAGCUUCCAAGAGCCUCUGUGCCCCUGGGGACACACCUCUGGCUUGGCUCUCUGCUGCUUGACUGGGAGAAAGCCACACUGGUCCUAAUGUGGGGGGAUGACACAGAGAGCUCUUCCUGCAAGGCAGUGGCCACUCGAGCUCUGUUGUAGCCCUGCUCCUCUGCAAGUAAUGGGAUUUCUACAUAAAUCAGUGAGGGAUAAGUUUCACUGCACCACAACCCCCCUAAACCAUAGUGACAACUUUACAGUACCGAGCCCUGGCUUGUGACAACGCUGUGGCGCUGAGGGUGGAACUUUGUUUGUUUUCAGCUUGAGUUAAGAGCAAGAUACUAAGCUGUAACAGGGAAAAAUCCUCCUGAAACUUGUGCUGUUAGGUUGUUUUUGGUUCACGUUGGGGCUGCGAGCCCUGGGUUUGGCAGAAAUGCUUUUUUGUUAUUCCUUUGUGUUAAAUUUUAAGACCAAAUCUGUUUUGUUUUUAGUGUUUGGCCACCACGGGUGGUGGUGGCAACGAAAUUGGUUGGUUUGUCCUGAGCUGCUCUCCCUGUGUCUGGUGUGUUACGUGUCUGGCUGUGUCUGUCCCCAGGCUGCUGGUGCCAUGUACUGAGGGAGCACAUUUCCAAGGCUAUUCCUUGAAGCCGUUUGUCCUGUCUGCCAGGAGCUCUGCUGUCUCCUGCAGGUUCUCAGGGUGCUGUUGAGCACCAUCCCCUUUCCCCCCUUUGCUUUGGGGUGCAAGAUCUAGUUCCCAGGUGCUGUGUGAGGACAUGUUUGCCCUCUGCCCCUGCAGAGCUGGUUGUGAGAUGAGAUUGUGGCUGAAACCACCUCGGCUGAUGCUUUUGGAGCAUCACCCUUGGCCAUGUGCCUGCAGUUGGGCUGCCCUGGUCGUGUGUUCCCCUCCAUGGGGACGUGUCCCCUCAUCAUCCUCCUGCACAGCUGAGCUCAUUUGGCUCAGAGGGUGAUCCCAAGUGCCCUUUGCUGCUGGUGCACAGGAAAUCUUGGACCCUUCACUCCUGAACACCCCAGGCCAGGGGGGGGGCAGGAUGGCGUUCCUGCCCUGUCCCACCUUCCUGCCCCAUCCCCUCCCCCGGUUCCCCACUGCCCGGUCCCGUUGGGCUCAGUGUGUUUGUACCAGCCUGUGUCUUGUUGCUUGUUUGUACCGAAUAUUUUGAUUAUAAAAUAAAGCUGCUCUGACCCACC
Molecule: messenger RNA, 6582 nt
Organism: Neopelma chrysocephalum (saffron-crested tyrant-manakin)
Lineage: Eukaryota; Metazoa; Chordata; Aves; Passeriformes; Pipridae
Gene: CEP85
Product: centrosomal protein 85
Exons: 32
Coding region: 21-4502 (1493 amino acids)
Cellular component (GO): centrosome
Molecular function (GO): protein binding
Source: RefSeq, a predicted model, not a curated record